ACCUCAUAUUCUUUGAAUUAUGGGUAAGACAUGUCUGCGCUCUGUCUUCAUUCUGAGGACAGCAUUACUUCAAAGUGAAAACCGCGUUAUCAUCACUCUAAACCAGGAUCUCUAGCUACACAACACGGGACGUUGUCAGUUUAAAGCAUAUGGUUUGAACAUUAAGUCUGAAUAUGUCGGAAAAUACCCAGAAGGAGAGCCUCUCUGGAAAUGCGCUCACCAGAGCAGUGAUUGCUGAAAUGCUGGCGAAGAAUUUCGAAAAACUGCCUGACAAUGAUCAGAAACUCUUCCUCUAUGGACCUUUGUAUCUCGGGGGAAACGCGGCACUUGCGGGAUUAAUUUCCAACAGCUUGUAUCGCAGAGCUCUGAAUGUCACGCAGGCGCCCAUCACCUCCGGCCUGCCGAUGGCCGUGCUGCCCUUCAUGACAACAGCUGCCCUGUACAACGCAGUGGUGUCCAGCUCCCUCCUGUCCGGUGACCUCAACUGUCCCUCAUGUGCCAUGAUACGAGGUGCACUUGUGGGUGUGGUUGGUGCUGGUGUGUACCCCAUCCUCCUGGCCUUACCCGUGAAUAUUGGCCUUGCAUCCAGGUACAACACAGCACCGAUGCCAGAGAAGGGCAAUGUGCUCCGGUACUGGGUGGACCUGUCCAGACCGAUCCUUAGAAGAAUGAGGGCAGUGUUGGUGCUCCAGGCCUUCUUCGGCACCUACCUGGGCUCCAGGCAUUUUGAAUCUUACACCAAACUGGCCCAGAUAACAUUUGGUUCAGGUGGAGAGGAACUCAAAGACUAAAACCUUUUAAACUGAACCUUCAAAUAAGCACGUUGUUUUGUAUUGAUUUGCCAUCAUUUUACAUGGAAUAUGUCUGAGAUUUUCCCCCAGAAAUAACAUUAAAUAUGGGCUUUGUAAGAUUGCUGGUUUGUCUAAAUUAACUGUGUACAUCGGCUGUCUUUCAGGCAUAUUAAGAUGAUUUAUUCAAAUCAGAAUCAGUUCCAUGCAAUAAAGAGAUAACAUUUAUCAAAAUCUGGCAUAAUCUUCAUCAGAUAUCAUUUAAAUAAAAGCUGAAACAAUGAGUCAAUCAUUACAAAAAUAAUCUACAAUAAUUUUGAAAAUUGUUUUAAGUCAUUUAUAAAGCAAAGUGCCACAUCUGCUAUUUCCAGCAUCUCAAAUUUAUUGAUGUUCUCUGCUUUAUCACUUUUUAUAUUAAAUAUGGACAAAACAAUUAAUUUAAAGAGGUCACCUUGGUCUUUGGUAAAUUGCAAUGGGCAGUUUUCACAAUUCUGUGAUAUGUUGUAGAUAAACUAAUUAAAUUAUCAAUUUAAAAAAUAACUGAAAGAUUAAUCUGUAAGGAAAAUAAAUGACAGUUUCAUUCGA
Molecule: messenger RNA, 1373 nt
Organism: Seriola aureovittata
Lineage: Eukaryota; Metazoa; Chordata; Actinopteri; Carangiformes; Carangidae
Gene: tmem126a
Product: transmembrane protein 126A
Exons: 1
Coding region: 174-791 (205 amino acids)
Biological process (GO): mitochondrial respiratory chain complex I assembly
Cellular component (GO): mitochondrion
Source: RefSeq, a predicted model, not a curated record